AUGGUCUCAGUACCUACAGAAACGAAUAUUCAACUAAAUAAAGAUUUUGAUCUAUCAAAUAAUUCACUUUCUUUUUUAAAAUUUGUAACACAAUCUAUGGAAAGUGAUAUUGAUGGCGGGGUGGAAGGAAAUUCUUCAAAUAUAUCUAAACCAAGAACUUUAGGAGAUGUAUUAAAAAGUGGUGAUCAAAUGUCAGCUGAUGAAACUUCUUCAAAUGUCAGUACAGAAGGUCUUGAUCAUGGAGACACAAUAGAUAAUCAAAAUAAUUUAUAUGGAGAAAAGGAAAAUGGGCAUUCAAGUAAAUCAAAUUCACCACAUAGCGGUGAGGGUGGUAUAAAUGGUAGUGGUGAUAAUUUUAAUGAUCCAAAUGGUUCUAAUAAUUGGGGAAGAGCACCAGGAAGAAAAAAAACUCAUCCUGUAUGGUUAUUUUUUAAAGAUCUAAAAGAUAGUGGUUUAGAUGAUGUCGGCAUUGUUUGUUUACAUUGUGAUUGGAAAGGUACCGACAAAAGUCCAAAUAAUCUCAAGAUCCACUUAAAGAAAUGUCAUGCCGAAGAUGGAAUUUAUGAAAAAUAUUGCGAAGCUUUAGCAAAUACUCCAACACAACCAUAUGCAAAAAGAAAAAGAGCUAAUGAGGGGUUUGAUCAACCUUCAAUUCCAUCGAAGAUAAGUAAUAAUAGUAGUAUAGGCAAUACUGGAAUUAAUCCACUUGAAUUGUUUGCAUCACUUGCUGCAAAUAAUCAGAUAGGAAAAAGUCCAACUAUAGAUGUUAAUAGUGAUAAUUUUAAUGGCGUUUUUAAACAAAAGACAGAGAAUGAUGAUCCAUUUGUGAAACAAGCAGUAGAAAAUCAGCAAAGUAAUCUUAAUUUUGAUACAUUUAUAAAUAUAGCUCAAUCAGAAGUUAAAAAAACAGAGGGUUCAAGACUUAAUGAUGCUCUUAAGUUAGCGGCACUAAAUCCAUUACUUUUUUCAACAACCAUGGCACAAAAUUCUAAUACAGUUACACCAAAUAUUUUAGCUCAAAUAUCAAAUAAUGUUCAAAGUAGUCCUUUAAGUAUAUUCAAUAAAAAUGUUCCAGUAACUCCGAAAAAAGAAAUUUCUUCUGGUCAGUCAAAUUCAAAAUUUGUCCUAGCGGAUGAAAAUUGUUUUCAUAAUCUUCUUUCUAUUGCCAAAGAUAUGGAUAUUUCAAUGACAUACUCGUAUAACAAUCAACAUGAAUUUGUAUUUUCCUUGAAAGAUACAGAUAGUAGACCAGAUAUAACUGGAAAAGCAGUAGUUCUUAGAGAUUACCCAAAUGAGGUAAAGUUAUACGAAAGAAAUGAUGGUAGUAUUUCAGAAUGUGAAACAUUCAAAAAAGCUGAUUGGUCACAGAUGCAUUGGGCUCUUCGUGGAAAGAUACAAAAUUUAUUAUUUAAUAACAUACCCGGUUACCAGUGA
Messenger RNA from Strongyloides ratti, 1434 nucleotides. RefSeq names its product Zinc finger, BED-type predicted domain-containing protein. Lineage: Eukaryota; Metazoa; Nematoda; Chromadorea; Rhabditida; Strongyloididae. The record is from RefSeq and is a predicted model, not a curated record. Bases 1 to 1434 code for a protein of 477 amino acids. The transcript has a single exon.